AUGGAGUCUGUUCCUAACUUCAAUAGAAUCAUCCAUUCAGCAUCAUUCACCUUCCUCGUCGGCCCACAACAUACAAAGCUGACGAUCCAGUCGGGGCUCGCCUACCAUGUCUCUAAAACACUGGAUCAUCUCAUGAACGGUCCGACGAGGGAAUCGAAACACCGAAUCGCCGUUCUGGAAGAAGACGAUGUUGAAACCUUCGUCGCUUUCUGCGAGUAUGCAUACACUGGCAAUUAUAGCGUGCCUCGUCCCGAGGUCCAGGAAGAUCACAGACUUGGAGUAGUCGAGAGCUCGCCAAUUACCAACUGGAGAGGGAAUUAUCGGUCUGAUUCAAUGUCGUCGAUUGUGCCACCCCCGGCUCCAUCGCCGCCUCCGCAAUUUCGCCAUCAGAGACAAGAAUCGUACCACCAGUCUGAGCCUUCGCCCGCCUAUGUAAAGGAACUGGUUACUCCGACACUUGCGCGAGAGCCCGAGGCCGAGUCGGCUCCAGAUCCCAAGACUCCAGUCAGUGUAGCGGAGCCGGAGUUAGAGACAUACCACGAAGCGGAGACUGCACCCGAGCCACCGGCCGAAGAAGUGCCUCCUGCCGACGAUGAAUGGGCGGUUCCGACCGAAGAACCUGUGUCAUGGGAACCAGAGGAGCCUAAGGCAGGCAAAAAGAAGGGAAAGAAAGGAAAGAAGGGUAAAAAGCAAGCGGAGAUCGUCGAAGAAGAACCUCCCGCACCGACUGAGCCUGUCAGCCUUACGCCGCCAUCAACACCGCCGCCAGAAGUUGCUGCCGAGCCAGAGGCAGAGCCAGAAACAGAGCCCGCUGAAGAAUGGUCUCCAGUAAACCCUGUCCCAGAAGCAGAAUCAGAACCGGCUGAGUACUGGGCACAGCCAGCUGAAGAGCCUGCACCUGAACCUGAGCCUGAACCUGCAACCGAAGAGCCCGCGCCUGUAGAAGAACAGCCCACACCCGCUGCGGAAGGACCGAUGGAAGAUUCAUGGACUCAAGACAGAAGCCCAGGCACCAGCGUUACCAAAGCACAGCCGCAAAGACCAAUGCUCGACAUGUCUUUUGCCCAACAGAAAGCCUCCUCAUCCAGCGAGCCUGGUCUCAACCUAUGGGACGAGUUCAUCUCCCUGCAAUACAACGACGAGCCCACAGCCUCCAAGCCCACCCCGGUCGAGUCGCCAAGCACUGAGCUCCCCUACAUUACCUUCCACGCGAAAUUAUACGUCUUCGCCACACGGUACCUAAUCCCCGCUCUCGCCCAGCUUUGUCUCCGAAAGCUGCAUCACGACUUAGUCCUCCUCUCACCGACGGAAUUCGAAACCCCCCACCUAGACGACUCGGAAAUUCUAGACGGCUUGGCAGCAACCAAGGCGCAGAUGGUGCUAGAGCUGGUGCAAUACGCAUACACGAAGACGGCCCGACUAGAGCCGAUCUCGCCGACAUCCGCCACACAGCUUCGGGAGAAUGAGCUGCGUCGACUGGUAGUGCACUAUUUGGCGUGCAACGUGAAAGAAUUGUCACGAUAUCAUUCGGCGGAGGAUUCGGUCUCGGCGACGCCUAAUUUGCGGCCGGUAGAUGCCAAGACGGAGCGGGCUGAGACCUCCACUUCUACGUCCCCUAAAAGCCUUCGUGCUUUGUUAGAUUUGACGACAGAGCUGGCCUCAGAUCUGGUCUAUCGCAUGAUGUGA
Penicillium psychrosexuale is the source of this 1686-nucleotide messenger RNA. RefSeq lists its product as uncharacterized. NCBI's taxonomy places the organism in Eukaryota, Fungi, Ascomycota, Eurotiomycetes, Eurotiales, Aspergillaceae. Bases 1 to 1686 code for a protein of 561 amino acids. The record is from RefSeq and is a predicted model, not a curated record. The transcript has 2 exons.